UCUCCGGGGCCACACUGCCUUCGUCCUCCUCCAGUGGAAACGUCCAUUCCUCGGUUCCCCGCCGUUCGCCGGCUCCGCCCUUGGUUAGUCUCUGGAUCAGCGGGCUGCGCGUUCUUAUUCGAAGCCUCUCCUAUAUCAGCUCAUUGUAAGUGCUUUGCGUGCUUCCCCUUCGUCUUUUCGUGACGGUUUUGGGGUUCGGUAGCUCCUGCUCAGUUCCUUCUUAGGAGAAGUCGUCGAAGACUCGUGUUGUGGUGUUAAUCUUUCUGGUUAGGACAAUGUUGCAUCGCAUGUUCUGUUUGGUGGAGCGAUUUGGCAGUAGGUUGGAAUUGGAUGCCCUCGAAACCCUAGGUCGGUUCGGGUUUCGCGUUACUGUGGGAGUUGUGGAUUGAAAAGGUAAUUUUUGAGGCUCGUUCCGGGAGUAGCUCCUUUUCGUGUUCGAGGCUUUUGAUUUCGCUUGAUAGUGUCUUGAAUUUGAUCCUCUAGUGUUGGAGAUUUGGGUAAAUUUCGGUGGACGGUGGUGAGAUUUGUGAAAAGGUUGGAUUUUAGGAUGUCAGGAGCUCCUCAUGUUCGUUCUUUCAAUGUAGCUGACUCUGAAGCAAGGCCGGUCCUUGUGCCUGGCGGUAACAAGGCUAGGUCAUUGACAACUUCUAGGAAACCAGCUUCGAAGCCUUUGAAUAAAACUGACAGCACCGAAACUACAGCAAUUGAUGAGCCGAAGAAGGCUCCCAGUCCCGCAGAAGAUACGGCACAUUCUGGGUCUUGUUUCAGUGCUCCGUCUGUUCUGAGGAGGCACGAGAUGCUGUUGCAGUCAAAUCUGUCACUGAAUGCUUCCUGUUCCUCUGAUGCAUCCACAGAUUCGUUUUGCAGCCAAGCCUCCACAGGAAGGGUUAGUAGGGUGAACUCGACAAGUAAGAGGAGGCAGAGCUCUGCGAGGAUAGGCAAAGUUGCAACCAAGUUGAACAACAAUUUCUCAGAUGAUGCCAGCAUUCCCUCGGUUGAACUUGUGCAAGGAAAGAGAAAAUGCGCUUGGGUCACAUCUAAUACAGACCCAUGUUAUGCUUCUUUCCAUGAUGAAGAAUGGGGAGUUCCAGUCCAUGAUGAUAAGAAAUUAUUUGAACUUCUUGUUCUAUCUGGUGCAUUAGCUGAGCUUACAUGGCCUGUUAUCCUCACCAAAAGGCAGAUAUUUAGGGAAGUUUUUCUGAACUUUGAUCCUGCUGCAGUCGCCAAAUUGAAUGAGAAGAAAUUUAUAGUGCCUGGAAAUAUUGCUAGCUCACUUUUGUCGGAGCCCAAGCUGAGAGCUACCAUUGAGAAUGCUCGCCAGAUACUCAAGAUAAUAAAUGAGUUUGGAUCAUUCGAUAGAUACUGUUGGAGCUUUGUGAACCACAAACCCAUCGUCAACAAAUUUCGCUACCAGCGACACGUUCCUGUCAAGACUUCUAAAGCAGAUGUGAUCAGCAAAGAUCUGGUUAGAAGGGGCUUGCGAAGUGUGAGCCCAACCGUCAUAUACUCCUUCAUGCAGGCUGCGGGUUUGACAAACGACCAUGUCGUCAGCUGUUUCCGCUUCGAGGAAUGCAUAGCAGCUGCGUUGUCGAGCAUUGAUAAAACUCAGGAGGGUACAAUAAAGAUAAGCAGCAAGGUGGAAGAGAAGACUAGUGACAGUGUGGCAAUGAUGGGAGAAAUAGAUUUAGAGUUAUCGAUAGGUAUGGAUGAACUGAGCAUUUGUUAGAUAUUUGAAAGGAGGUCGCUACUCUGAUUCAAUGUACACCAUUCAUACUACUGCUUUCGUUUGGUGAUUUUGUAAAUAAAGUUCUAGGUCAUGUUUGUUUCGA
This is a messenger RNA of Zingiber officinale, 1829 nucleotides long. Its product is annotated as probable GMP synthase [glutamine-hydrolyzing]. NCBI's taxonomy places the organism in Eukaryota, Viridiplantae, Streptophyta, Magnoliopsida, Zingiberales, Zingiberaceae. Gene Ontology annotation, molecular function: DNA-3-methyladenine glycosylase activity. The record is from RefSeq and is a predicted model, not a curated record. The coding region runs from base 548 to 1726 and encodes 392 amino acids. The transcript is spliced from 5 exons. Gene Ontology annotation, biological process: base-excision repair.